AUGUCUGGAGGAUUUUUAUUUUACCUUAUUAAAGUUAAGAAGCAACCGUUCUUCUUGAUUGCCACCAAAGAUAGAGGAUGGUUGAGGCCUAAACCUUUACAUACUUAUCACUUGAUUGUGUUUACUUAUAUGUUUUUCGAAGGACUUCAUUUGAUAUUUUUGGUAAAUGAAUUAUAUCCUAAUUUGAUAGCGGCUGAAGUUGGCAAUAUUAUGGCAGAUUCCAUUUCAGCAGCCUCGGCCGCAUUUUAUCCCGUUAGUAUAGUUUAUUCUACACCAAACAUACAACUUGAUAAACAACAUGAAAAUUCGUACUUCAGAAAUUUUAAUUAUGUUGGACCAAACGCACGUUUAGUUGACAUUGUUGGAAUUAUAUUAUUUUUUGUACCAUUAUUCACGUUAUUACCUUUUGCUUCACUAGCAGGAUAUUAUGCUGAAAUGAAUGAUGUUAAAAUGGAAAAUGUUUUUUAUACUGCACAUUACUUUGCUUGGGUAGCUUGGGAAAUUAUAUAUAUUACAGUAUUAACAUUUUACUGGUACAGGUUAACAUUUAUAAUCAAAGAUCAUAUUAAAGUAUUAUUAUUAGAAAAAGAUAAUAGCAAUCAGGUCAAAAAGUUCAAACGAGGCACCAGAAAUUUAACUAUACCGGUUUUAGCGAUAGUUUUUGGAUUAUUGCUUCAGGCGAUUAUAUAUGUCGUUAUGAGUUUAACGCAUCGUAGCAAUACAGUUUAUUAUUUUGGAUGGAAUUUAUUUUAUUAUUGGAUCGGAUAUGUUACUUUCCCAUUACUGGGGUUCGGCAUUGAAUGCUCUGUUGGGUUUUCGUCACCAUCUUCCUCACAAGGUCAAUUAAACACGAUAACAACUGUCAACAUGGAAAGUCAAAAAGAUAGUAAAACUUUAUGUUGUUUACCAAUUAAGAACUUUGGUAUUACAACAAAUAAACCUACCAUAACAGUUAUUCAUUGCAGUUCUGAAACUAUUACUAUCGUCGAAAAUAAUAAUGAACAAAGUAAUACCUUAAAUUGA
Messenger RNA from Funneliformis mosseae, 1023 nucleotides. The record is from the annotation of a GenBank genome assembly. Lineage: Eukaryota; Fungi; Glomeromycota; Glomeromycetes; Glomerales; Glomeraceae.